AAGAUGGCUGUGUCUCGCGGAGCCUCGUGCUGGUUUGGUUGAUUUCUAGCUCGCGCUCUCGUUCUGUAACAGAAGCCCCCCCCCAACCCCCGCGCUCUCUCUCCCUCCAACACACACACACACACACACACACUCACUUGUGUCGGUGAAAUUCAUUUUCCCCGGCUCUGUAUUUAUAUAUUUCCUUCUCUCACAAAACUUUCCCCUCUCUGUUUUUUAACUUUAAACGGAGUCGCGGUGGAUUACCGGAUUGCGGUCCGGGCAGAGGGCAAAGGGGGGAAUGAACCGGGACGACGGGUACGUUGUUAUAAAUAUAAUUGUAUUUAUAUUCAAUGGUUGUUCGGAGUUUGAUUGUGAGUGAGUCGCCGCGCUGAGAGAGAGAGGCAGAGAACGAGUGUGGGGGAGAGAGAGGGAUAUCAUGGCCGCUCAGGUCGCCAGCGUCGCCACUCUCAACACCAGCCCGCCAUCCGAACUCAAAAAGCCGGACCGGGACCCACAGGAGGAGUCGGUACCGGGCGAGAAACAGCAUGAAAAUAAGGAACCGGGACCCGACGGCGGAUCCCCUGGUCAGAAGGAGCUGCAGGACGGGAGCGACGCUGGCAAUGCUGCGGGAGGAGGGGAUUCUGACAUGAAGAACGGCAACGGGAAUCUGCCCCGGGUAAAUAAUAAUAGCAGUAAUCAGAAUGAUGCAGGCGGGCCCGAGGGGAAUAACCAUCCCGGGAUGGGACACCACCACCCGGGCCCCUUCCCUCCACCUCCUUACGGUUACAACCAGCACUACAGCCGGGCCCCUUUUCAUCAACAUGGCGGACAACAAAGCCCUGGCAUGGCAGCUGCAUCGGGGCCGGGCAUGAUGGACCCUUACCCCCCGAACUCGCACGAGCACGGCUACCCCAACCAUUACAACAGCUACAGCCCGUUCCCGAGCAGGACUUCUUAUCAGGGCCAGGGGUACGGGGCCAUGAAUUCCCCGCGCAGCAACCAGCCUCCGGCGGCUGGGGGGCAGCCAGGCAAGCAGCAGCCAGCAGGAGGAACCACAGCCAUGGCUGCCUCCUACAACAAUCAGAGGUAUAACAUGGGGAGCCAACAGCCGACGUCUACGCCAACUUUGAAUCAGCUCCUGACAUCGCCCAGCUCCACCCGGAGCUACCCGAACUACCCGCAGGGGGACUACAACAAUCAGGAAGGGGCCGGCAAGGGACCGGGAGACAUGGGCAGCAGUCAGUACGCCGGGGUCCAUCCGGGUUGGCAACAAAGGGCCCACCACCCGCCCCCCAUGAGCCCGGGCAACACCGGGCAGCCUGCGAGCAGAAACCAGCCUCCAAGCCCAAUGGACCAAGUAGGGAAGAUGCGCGGCCAGCCAUACGGAGGACCCAACCCCUACUCACAGCAGCAGCAAGGGCCUCCCACAGGGCCUGGGCCCCAGCAGGGAGGCUCAUACCCUGGCCAGGGCUAUGGACCUCCCGGACCUCAGAGAUAUCCCAUGGGGAUGCAGAGCAGAACACCUGGCGCUAUGGGUGGCAUGCAGUAUGGACAGCAGAUGUCAACCUAUGGGCAGCAGGGCCCAGGAGGCUACGGUCAACAGAGCCAGGCCUACUAUGGUCAGCACGGCCCCCCACCUCACCCUGGCCAGCAACAGGCCCCUUACCCAGGCCAACCACAGGGCACCUCUGGACCUCCUUACCCCCAGCAGGGCCACCCUUCACAGCCUCCUGGGCAACACGGGCAGCCAGGAGCCCCUUACCAACAAUCUCAAGGUCCCCACGGCCCUCCUCCAGGCCAGCCUCCCUAUACGCAGCCCUCGCAAUCUCAACCGGGACAACCCCCUUAUGUUCCUCAGCAGCAGCAGCAGCAGCAGCAGCAGCAGCAGCAGCAGCAGCAGCAGCAGCAGCAGCCGCCGCCGCCAUCUCAACAGCAGCAAGGUCCUGGUCCCCAAAGUCAGCAGGGCCCUCAGGGGCAGCCUGGCUACCCACAAGCCCCAGGAUCAGGGCAGCCGCCACCGCAGCAAACCCCACAGCAACAGCAAGGGCCUCCACAACAACAACAACCACAGACAGGAGGCCCGCCUCCUCAAGCCCAGCAACCGCCAGGUCAUGGCCAACAGGGGCAACCAUCACCUUAUUCUCAGACACCGCCACUGCAACAGCAGCAACAACAACAACAACAACAACAGCAGCAGCAGGCACAACAACAACAACAACAGCAGCAGGCACAACAACAACAACAACAACAACAACAACAGCAGCAGCAGCAGCAGCAGCAGCAGCAGCAGCAGUCGUCCUAUCAGAGGUUUCCUCCUCCUCCACAGGAACUCUCCCAGGAUUCCUUUAGCUCCCAGUCCAGCGCUCCUCCCUCCAACCAGCCCAUGGCUUCCGGCAAGAGCGAAGACGGCAUGCAGGCCCGGCCGUCCAGUCUGCCGGUGAGCCCCUCCGCCAUCUUCUUCCGACAACAAGACCUGUCGGGCUCCAUCGACGACCUGCCCACCGGUACAGAGGGGGCCCUGAGCCCAGGCGUCAGCACUUCGGGCGUGUCCAGCAGCCAGGGCGAGCAGAGCAACCCCGCCCAGUCGCCCUUCUCCCCACACACUUCGCCCCACCUGCCAGGCAUACGCGGGCCCUCGCCGUCGCCUGUGGGUUCGCCCGCCAGUGUCACCACUUCCCGCACCGGCCCCCUGUCCCCCGCUGCUGUGCCAGGUAAUCAGAUGCCUCCGAGGCCCCCAAGCGUUCAGUCGGACAGCAUCAUGCACUCUUCCAUGAACCAGUCAGCCAUGGGCCAGGACAGGGUGUACAUGCGUAACCCUCAGAUGCCUCCAUACGGGUCCCCUGGACAGCCUGGCUCCGCCUUAUCUCCACGCCAGUCUUCAGGAGGCCAGAUGCAUGCUGGGAUGGGACCCUACCCCCAGAACAAUUCUAUGGGGAACUACGGGCCUCAGGGGGCCCAGUAUGGCCCACAAGGUUACCCCAGGCAGCCCGGCUACACAGGGAUGCCCAACGCUAACUACCCCACUGGUCCCGGCAUGGGCGGCUCCAUGAACCCCAUCCCCGGUCAGGGCAGCGGGGCUCCUUAUGGAAACAUGCCACCCGGUAGGAUAGGCCCGGGCCAGAUGGGCACUCGGCCCUACGGUCCCGGCAUGGCCGCCAACAUGGCCGGCAUGCCGCCUCAGGUGGCGUCCGGGAUGUGUCCCCCUCCGGGCAUGAACCGGAAGGAUGGCGGCCCCGCCAUGCAUCACGGACCCACCAACUCCAUACACAACAGGCCACCAGGUUACCCAAACAUGUCCCAGGGCAUGAUGGGAACAGGCUCUCCGUACGGGCCCGGCAUGAACAGCAUGCACGGAAUGAUGAACCAGGCAGGGCCAGGGCCGUACCCAAUGGGAGCAAACAUGGCCAACAACACCCCUGGAAUGGCUCCCAGUUCAGAGUUUGGCAUGGACAAAAUGAACCCCACUCAGAAGAUAAACAACAAAGUGGAAGGGACUCCAAAGCCCGAGCCCAAAAAGGUAAAAAAGUCAAGCUCGUCCACCAUCACCAACGAAAAGAUUACUCGUCUGUACGAGCUCGGCCCCGAGCCGGAGAGGAAGAUGUGGGUGGACCGGUUCCUGGCCUUCGCCGAGGAGAAGGCCAUGGGCAUGAACAACCUCCCCGCCGUGGGACGCAAGCCCCUCGACCUCUUCAGACUCUACGUGUCCGUCAAAGAGAUCGGCGGCCUGACCCAGGUGAACAAGAACAAGAAGUGGCGGGAGCUGGCCACCAACCUGAACGUGGGCACGUCGAGCAGCGCGGCCAGUUCGCUCAAGAAGCAGUACAUCCAGUGUCUGUACGCCUUUGAGUGCAAGAUCGAGCGAGGCGAGGACCCGCCCCCGGACUUCUUCAACACGGACACCAAAAAGAACCAGGCGAAGGUCCAGCCUCCCAGCCCAGCUGGUUCUGGAUCCCUGCAGGGACCCCAAACUCCUCAGUCCACCAGUAGUUCGAUGGCAGAGGGCGGAGACCUGAAGCCCCCCACUCCAGCGUCCACUCCACACACACAAAUGCCUCCAAUGCCUGGCGUCAGGACAAGCGUCAAUCUGCAGGACCCUUUUGCCGAUGGUGGAGACCCAGCGUUUUCCCGAAGGAAUGCCAUGACUCCCAACUCUCAGGGCUACCAGCCUGGGAUGGCCGGCCCAGAGAUGAUGGGUCGGAUGGCUCCGUACGAGUCCAACAAGGACCCCUUCGGUGGCAUGAGGAAAGCUGGAGAGCAGUUCAUGCCACCAGGCCCCAACAGUGGGAUAGGAGAACAGUACAACAGAGCCCCUCCAGGCCCCAUGGGCAACAUGCAGAUGGGCCAGAGACAACAGUACCCCUACGGAUAUGACCGAAGACAGGAACCAGGCAUGGGCCCUGACGGGAGCAUGGGACCAGCAGCUCCUCAGCCCAACAUGAUGCCCUCAGGCGCCGACACAGGGAUGUACUCGCCCAGCCGCCCUCCACCACAGCAACGGCACGAGUCUUAUACCAACCAGUACCCUGGCCAAGGAGCGCCCCCUGGUGGCCCAUACCCAAACCAACAACCAGGAAUGUAUCCACAGCAGCAACCGAACUACAAGCGUCCUGUAGAUGGAGGGUAUGGACCUCCCGCCAAGCGCCAUGAGGGAGAAAUGUACAGCGUCCCCUACAGUGGUCAGCAGCAGCAGGGGCCACAGGCCUCGGGGCCCCAGGGCCAACAGGACAUUUAUAACCAGUAUAACGCGUACCCCGGAGGUGACCGCAGACCACCCGGCCCACAGGGCCAGUUCCCCUUCCCCUUUGGCCGUGAGCGAGGGCCAUCGUCUGCAGGCCCCAACUCGCAGUCUCCGAUGCCUCCCCAGAUGAUGGCAAGCGCCAUGCCUUCAGGUCCCGAUGGCCCCCAGGGCCCGAUGUGGCAGGGCCGCUCCGAGAUGGGCUAUCCGAACUAUCCCAACCGGCAAGGGCCUCCCGUACCAGGCCAGGGCCCUGGCUACCACGGCAUGAACCGCUCCGAGGAGAUGAUGACGCCUGACCAACGCAUGAACCACGAGGGCCAGUGGCCCGGCCACGUCAACCAGCGGCCGCCGCCGUUUGGCCCCGGCGGUUCUGGACCUCCCAUGACCAGACCGCUGCCAUCCACCUACCAGACCUCCCAGAACCACAUUCCUCAGGUGUCCAGUCCGGCACCCAUGCCCCGUCCCAUGGAGAGCAGGACGUCACCUAGCAAGUCCCCCUACAUGCAUCCGGGCAUUAAGGUGCAGAAAGCUGGACCUCCAGUACCCGCCUCCCACAUUGGCCAGGCCCCCGUGCAGCAGCCCAUGAUCAGGCGAGACGUGGCCUUCCCUCCAGGCUCCGUCGAGGCCUCCCAACCUCACCUCAAGCCCCGCCGGCGGCUCACUAUGAAAGACAUAGGCACUCCAGAGGCUUGGAGAGUGAUGAUGUCACUAAAGUCGGGCCUACUCGCUGAGAGCACCUGGGCCUUGGACACCAUCAACAUUCUGCUGUACGAUGACAACAGCAUUACCACUUUCAACUUGUGCCAGCUGCCUGGAUUCCUGGAGCUGGUGGUCGAGUACUUCAGGCGCUGCCUCAUCGAGAUCUUCGGCAUCUUGAAGGAGUACGAGGUCGGCGACCCGGGCCAGCGCACCCUCAUAGACCCCAAUGCCGCGGAGGACACCGAUGACGAAAUGCCAAUGCCAGAGGGCGAGGACAUGGACACGGACGAAGAGGACGAGGAGGACGAGGAGGCAGAGUUCUCGAAGGCCAAUCCCAUCACCUCCUCACCAGUCCAGGUGAAACAGGAGGAGGAGAGCUCCCAGAUAGACAAGUCUUCAGAUGACGAGGAAGAGGAGAAGGAAAGGGAGUCUUCUAUCAAGAAACCCAGUACCUCUACCUCAGGGUCCUCUCCGGACCCCAACCUCCACUCGGAGAAGCCCAGGCAGGCCAGCAAGUUUGACAAACUCCCCAUCAAGGUCGUGCGGAAGAAGAAUCCCUUCCUGCUGAGCCACUUAUCCAAGCUCGGGCAGCGACAGAGCUUUGACAGCGGCUUGAUACACUGGAGCAUCGGUGGGGGAGACACUACCGAACACAUCCAGACCCACUUCGAGAGUCGGAUGAACCUUCUCAAGCAGCGGAAGCGCUCGUCAACGGCGACCGAGAGCCGCAAGAAGGUGCGCGUGCUGGAGAUGGCGUCAGAAAACCCAGAGAAAUCCAAGUCCAACGGGGAGGAAAAGCCCCGGCAGCAGCCGACCCAGUCCUCUGACCCUCAGAGGUCUCUAGCGGAGAAGACCCCUCCACUUCCCAUUGGCGCACCGGUCACUGCCACCAUUGAUGAUGUGCUAUCUGCCCGCCCGGGGUCGGUCACAGAGGAGGUAGUCCGUGGCGGCGCGGAGGAGCAGAAGGAGAACGGCAAGUACCUGUUCAGCAUCAACCCCGACCUCCAGAGCCGCCGCAACAUCAAGAUCCUGGAGGACGAGCCGCACAGCAAGGACGAGACCCCGCUCAGCACUCUGUCGGACUGGCAGGACUCGCUAGCGCGACGUUGCAUCUGCAUUUCCAACAUCGUGCGCAGCCUCUCCUUUGUCCCGGGCAAUGACCAGGAGAUGUCCAAACACCCAGGCCUGCUGCUGCUGCUGGGCCGCAUGGUGCUGCUCCACCACAGGCACCCCGAGCGCAAACAGGCGCCCGUCACAUACGAGAAGGAGGAGGAGGAGGACGAAGGCGUGAGCUGCGAGAGGGACGAGUGGUGGUGGGACUGCCUCGAGGUGUUGAGGGAGAACUGUUUGGUCACGCUGGCAAACAUCUCAGGUCAGCUGGAUCUCUCGAUCUACCCCGAGAGCAUAUGUCUGCCGCUGCUGGACGGCCUGCUCCACUGGGCCGUCUGCCCCUCGGCGGAGGCCCUGGACCCCUUCCCCACACUGGGGCCCCACGGCUCGCUUUCCCCCCAGAGACUGGUUCUCGAGACCCUCAGCAAGCUCAGCAUCCAGGACAACAACGUCGACCUCAUCCUCGCAACGCCGCCGUUCAGCCGCCUGGAGAAGCUGUACGGCUCGCUGGUGCGCCUGGUCGGCGAGCGCAAGGUGGCGGUGUGCCGGGAAAUGGCGGUGGUCCUGUUGGCCAAUCUGGCCCAGGGCGACAGCCUGGCGGCGCGGGCCAUCGCCGUGCAGAAAGGCAGCGUGGGUAACCUGCUGGGCUUCCUGGAGGACAGCCUCGCUGCCACGCAGUACCAGCAGAGCCAGAGCUCCUUACUACAAAUGCAGGGCGCGCCGCAGUUUGAGCCCACCAGCGUGGACAUGAUGCGGCGGGCGGCCCGGGCCCUGCACGCCCUGGCCAAGGUGGAGGAGAACCACUCGGAGUUCACGUUGUACGAGUCGCGGCUACUGGACAUCUCCGUGUCCCCACUUAUGAACUCUCUGGUGUCCCAGGUGAUCUGUGACGUACUGUUUCUGAUCGGCCAGUCAUGACAGCCGUGGGGAGGUUUCAGCUCUGCCUCUUUCCGUUCCCCCCGCCCCUCUUUUGUUUUGUGCGUGUACGCGCGUGUGUAUGUCUGUUGAGUGUGAAUGAAAAGAGCAAAACUGUCCUUAUUUUUUUUUUGUUUUUGUUUUUUUAUUUAUGCAAAAUCACCUCGGAUUCCACUGUCUUUCUGCCCCUGCUUCUCACUAAAGGAAGGAAUAUCAUGAAGUAGUCGUGGAUUUUUAAAUGUCUGAUAAAUGGAAAGAUGCUGGCGAAAAAGAGCAGAUCGGGACCCAGGCUCGGAACAGUGAGUGCGCUGCCGUGCAAGAAUGGACUUGUUUUUUUUUUAUUGAAAAGGAAGAAGAAGAAAAACUCCAGGAAAAAAAAACAAAAAAAAGAAUAAACUGUAACCAAAGUUGCUGUCUCGUUUACAGUGAGUUUGGGGGAUACACGCGCCCGCCCUCCCCCUCUGGGGGGUCGGCAGGGGGAGGCGGGCGCCGACGGAAACAAUAUUAUGGUUCGUGUUGGGAGGCGACAGAGACUCGCGGACUGUGGUGUGGUGGUAUGAUUGCUGUAACUCUGGAUGCUCUAUACUCUAUCCCACAGGAACCACACUAUUGGCUGCGAACAGACAUCUGUCAUGGGAGGCCUGUGCAGUAGAUUGUAGGACUUUUUUCUGUACUGUACACCUUAAAAAAAACAACAACUGUAAACAUACUGUAAUAAUACUGUUUCACACUGAGAUACGCUGGCUUGGCAGCAAACUGUAGUUUUUAAAAACAGUUUUAGUUCAUGUCGAGAGAGAAAACGGCUUUCCCCCCAAAGUAUGGUGAACCUACAACACCCCGACCUCUUCUCUUUGUCCCUUGAUUGUAUGACUUGACCCUUAUAUUAAAAAGUCACCUCUUUAGGACUGGUCCGCAGUUCCAGACGCAGUCCGAGCUGCACUGUAUAUAUGAUGUUGUACAUUACACUUCUCUCUCUCUCUCUCUCUGUCUUUCUCGACUUCUGUUGCUCUUCACCAUUUUUAAAUCUUUGACGAUGAGAAGUUUCCCCCCCCCACCACCACCCUCCUGCAUCAAGUACGCCAUGUGAUUACUUGACGCCCGCCCGCCCUCUCCGCUCCUUCGGCGCCUCUCUCUGCUUGCAUCGCGCUCCGGGGGGGAGGGGGAGCAGCGGCUGUCCCCCCCCCCCCCCCCCCCCCCCCGCCACAAACACAAGUUCAACUUUCUGUUGGUCUCCAGUCUGGGUGUCGAGAAUUCUAAAUGGAACAUCACAUCUGCGGCUCCGCCUGAGCUCCGUCAUGAACGACAAACUAGACCCCGAUGAAGAAAAUCCAUUCACUUUUUAUUUUGUUUAUUUUUAUUUUUAUUAUUUUUUUUUUUCCAGUGAUGCGGAUUCUGCAUAUUUGUAUUUCAGAUGAUGUAGCUAAAACUUGAUGUAAAUUCCUCUUUUUUCUCUCCCCCCACCCCCUUUUUUUGGCUUAAUGAAUAUCAUUUAUUCAGUAUGAAAUCUUUAUACUAUAUGUUCCACGUGUUAAGAAUAAAUGUACAUUAAAUCUU
Messenger RNA from Scophthalmus maximus (turbot), 8998 nucleotides. It is a transcript of the gene arid1ab, whose product is annotated as AT rich interactive domain 1Ab (SWI-like). Gene Ontology annotation, molecular function: DNA binding; nucleosome binding. The record is from RefSeq and is a predicted model, not a curated record. Lineage: Eukaryota; Metazoa; Chordata; Actinopteri; Pleuronectiformes; Scophthalmidae. Gene Ontology annotation, biological process: regulation of transcription by RNA polymerase II; positive regulation of DNA-templated transcription; chromatin remodeling. Bases 419 to 7447 code for a protein of 2342 amino acids. Gene Ontology annotation, cellular component: nBAF complex; SWI/SNF complex; brahma complex. The transcript has 20 exons.